This is a messenger RNA of Emiliania huxleyi CCMP1516, 633 nucleotides long. RefSeq lists its product as hypothetical. Gene Ontology annotation, biological process: photosynthesis; photosystem II assembly. Bases 1 to 633 code for a protein of 210 amino acids. The transcript has 3 exons. The record is from RefSeq and is a predicted model, not a curated record. Lineage: Eukaryota; Haptophyta; Isochrysidales; Noelaerhabdaceae.
AUGAAGCAGCACCUCCUUCUCCUUGUCGCCAGCCUCCCAUCCGCGCACGGCGCGCUCCUCUCCUCUCGCCGACCGCUCCCAUCCUCCUGCCGCGCCGCGGCAGCGCGUGCUCUUCUUGGGUUUGGCGAGGGCUCGUCGCCGCCGCAGACGGUCGACGAGGCGCGCCAGAAGUUUUUCGCGGCGUACGGGAAGCCGUACGUCGCGCCCGACGCGCAGGGCUUCGUCAACGAGCUGCUCGGCAGCUCUCAGAUGGCGAUCGUCUCGCCGUCGUUCCGGUACAACGCCGUCUUUGCGCUGGGCACCGAGGCGCUCUGCGAGACGUUCCUCGCGCAGCGGCCCGAGGCGGAGCGCGUCGCCAUUACUGACGCCAUCAUCACCGCCCUCGGCAUGAGCCCGCAGCAGCUCAAGAGCGACGCAGCGGCGCUCCGCGAGACGGCGAAGGCUGCCGGGACAGAGGAGGCGCUCCUCGGCUCGAAGCCGAUGCUCGAGAUCAAGGCGUACCCGAAGGUGCCGCCGCUCAAGUACUCGUACGCGUUCGGCGCCGGCAUGCUCACACUCAUGCCCCUCGUCGAAGUCAAGCCGAGCGACGACGCCAUCGACCGACCCUUCCGGCACGCCUGCAACCCGCUGUGA